This is a messenger RNA of Gallus gallus (chicken), 1118 nucleotides long. It is a transcript of the gene GADD45G, whose product is annotated as growth arrest and DNA damage inducible gamma. Gene Ontology annotation, cellular component: cytoplasm; nucleus. Gene Ontology annotation, biological process: regulation of cell cycle. The record is from RefSeq and is marked provisional. NCBI's taxonomy places the organism in Eukaryota, Metazoa, Chordata, Aves, Galliformes, Phasianidae. The transcript is spliced from 4 exons. The coding region runs from base 81 to 560 and encodes 159 amino acids.
GGUAGAGUGUGAGUACUGAGCGGUUGUGGAGAGCUUUCUGUGAUCGGUGGAAGCGUCGCUUUGCUUUGCGACACGCUGCAAUGACUCUGGAAGAGACGCAAGGACAGGAGCCGGUGCCCGCGGGCAAGGACUGGAUGCAGGGCGCCGGCAAGGCCCUCCACGAGCUGCUGGUGUCGGCGCAGCGCCGCGGCUGCCUCACCGCCGGCGUCUACGAGUCGGCCAAGCUUAUGAACGUAGACCCAGAUAACGUGGCGUUCUGUGUGCUGGCGGCCGAUGAGGAGGACGAGGGGGACAUCGCCCUGCAGAUCCACUUCACCCUUAUCCAGGCCUUCUGUUGCGAGAACGACAUCGACAUAGUGCGUGUGAGCGACCUACCCAAGCUGGCUGCUGCCCUGGGGUCUGGCGAGGAGUCUGGUGAGCCCAGAGAUCUGCACUGCAUUCUCAUCACGAACCCAAAUGAAGAUGGCUGGAAGGACCCAUCUCUAGAGAAGCUGAACUGCUUCUGUGAAGAAAGCCGGAACAUCAAUGAGUGGGUGCCAACUAUUGCCUUACCUGAGUGACCAUGACCUGGCAUGCUGGGGAGGCUGAAACCUCUGUUGCAUUCUCAGUGUGGUGUUGGUUCACCAAAGUGCAACAGGCUGCUGAUUCCAUGGAUUAGCCUGGUCAAGGGACUGGAUUACAGUCACUCAGACUGGCAUGCUGUGGGCUCUUACAGAGGAGAAAGGAAAAGAAUAGCUCACCUCACCAGUGAGCUUCAGUAGGCUGCAACUGUGCAGAAGAUAACAUACUAUGGAACUGAAAAAAGUAUUGCAAGUUUCCUGGUUAAGUGGAGCUGUUGCAGAAGGCAGAGAAAGUUAGGGGAAGUUGUUCAAAACCUCAUGGGAUUGAACAGAGUACUGUGACUAGAAACUGUUGGCACUGUCUACAAAAUAUGAAGAGAAGCAAGCUUCAGUACUUCGUGGAUGUUUAGAGACUGAUUACCAAGGCAGAUACACAGACUCUUAAAGCAGACAGACUACAACAGGCCUCUGGGCCACUCUGCUGGUUUAAUGAUGCAAUAGUUUUUAUUGAAAUAUUUGCUGCUAUGGAAGCUUUCAUAAUAAAUUUUUGGCAUUUAA